Dermacentor andersoni is the source of this 5158-nucleotide messenger RNA. The record is from RefSeq and is a predicted model, not a curated record. NCBI's taxonomy places the organism in Eukaryota, Metazoa, Arthropoda, Arachnida, Ixodida, Ixodidae.
CGAACCACGGCCGCGUCGGAACGGGAGCGCGCCUCUGCUCAGCCAGAGGUGAUUGGCCGGCGCAUUCUUUCGAGGUCGCCAAGCGUUUCGACCCGUUCGCAGCUUCCGCAAAGCCUCGAGACGUCGGGCUGCAUCGAUGGUGCGGAAACAGCCGGCGCGGACCCCGAAGCGGUCGCCCACCUCUCCCAGCCACAAAGCCACCAGGAAGGUCGAAGGCUACUACGAGGCGCGGAACGGACUAAGGCGUGCAAUGAUCGUGGCGUGCGGACUGGCAACCGGACGUUACUCGCCCGAGAAACGGAAGCGCAAGAACGUCGCAACGGGUGAUAAGGCAAAGACACCGUUGAAGAGGCGUCACUCCGGUACUGAAGUGCAAGAUGGCACUUUAGCGGCGACAGAGGCGAUGAGUUGCGCAAGCUGCACCGACGAAGAGCAAGUCGACGCGAGUGCCGAGGAAUGCCUUGUCUCGUUCGUCGCCUCUGUGAGAGGAAAACGAAGGGUCCUGCACAGAAAAUCCACGAACCAGGUUCGCGCCAGCCAAGUCGGUAAAACACCGAGUUCGGUACCCGAAGCCACGGCGAAUCCCACAAUGCGUCAGCAGGCUGAGGAACCAGCUGUUGUUCUCGCAAGGAAAGUGCGCCAGCGUAAAGGUCGUCCGAGGGCUUCUGGCGAGGCGACCAAGGUGCUGCAGGGACGUACCCCAGCAAGAAGAGCAACGCAGGGAAAGCGGCGUCGAGAGCUGACUCAGAGUGUGCAACUGCGCAAACAACGCGACGUAAAUGGCCGUAAAGAAAAUGGUCGGCGUCAAGUCGCCGUCCGAUGGUCUCCAGCACCCGCGAAGCGGGGAACGCGCCUUGUGUCGAAGACUUUGGGUCCUAAAAGAACAGCUCUAAGCCGGACACUCAGUGCAUCUAUCCAGAAGGCAUCGAAGGACAAAGUCAGCGCAAGCAGUGACGUCAUCGGAGCCGCAGAGCACCAUUCUUUACUGGGAGCAUCGAGAGACGGGGCGCCAUUUUGUGGGCCCGUUGUAUUUGCUUCGGUUUUACCACCGGCUGCUGCGGUAGCGGGAGGACGUCAACCGCUUCUUAACUAUCACUUAACUGAUCCGCAGGAGAUACUGACGACAUCGGUUACCGUCCCUGGUUCCAGUGAAGCACCGUGUGCGUUAACGCAAGACCCACCCCGUCGGGGCAGAGGCAAGGUGAUUCCUGUGAAAGCUCAUCAGCCGAUCUUGGCGAUGGAAACGGCGCUCAUUAAGGAUUCUGUAGUUGAAAGCUGUGAUGUACGUCGAAGCUGUGCUGUAACCAUGGGAUCACGUUUUGACAGAGGCGACAUGGGGUUUGAUGCCGAUACAUGUGUCGUGUUCUCAAGUUACUGCGAAGAUGUUCACACAGGUGAGUAUAGAGCGUGUCGAUGGGAUGUAUUGCUACAACUGACUGAAGAGGAUUGUCGACCAACGGCCGUCCCACUGAUCUCGCCUUCUUGCUCAGCAGAUGGCAGGAGUGACUUGGCUGCUGCGACGUGUUCGCUUCUGACACCAGAUGAUCGUACCAAUCACCUGAGAGCUCGAGAGUUGAGUGCGGCGGUAAGCAAGCAAGCCAGCGCAAUGAGCACCAGUAUCGACCUUCCGGACUUUGCUCAGUCAGAAGCACCCGAAAGUUCUGCGAACGCAGCUACCAUUGCCCAGUUUCAUUGUGGCGAAGAGGGCACAACGACCUCGAGGUGCAUUCGCGAAGAAGCUGAUGCAGCCGACGGUAUCGCUCUUCCGCAUGAACCAGUGUUUGGACUCGUGAGCUCGCCGCAAAAGGUCUGUCAGUCUUCGCUGAUCCCAUUGGACGAUGGUAGCAGCAUUGCUGCGGACGAUAAAUGCGCUUCGUCGCAAGGCGGGUCAAAAGAUGGGGACGCGAUUUUUGGUGCUGAAUGCGUGUCCUCCGAGGAGACAAAGAGAGUAGGUGAUUUGCAGGGUGGAUCUGGCGAAGAAUAUUCGUCGCGAUACUGUGUGGCAGACGAGAACAUGGCGCUUGAGUUGCGUGCAGAUAGUAAUGUGCCUGUACCAGAUAGCGUUGCCUCCAGGCGAAGUUGGUCUAGCGACGAUUGCAGGCUUGUCCAAUCUGUAGAGGAUCAGCAGUGCAAUGAACAACGGAGGGAGUGCUGGGACGUAAUGCACAACAACAUUGCCCCUGAACCAAGUAGGGGUGGUGGAGAUGAAAUAAGUACUCAAUCCAAGAUCCUACUUUCGAUUCAAAGAGUGUCCAUCGAUAAAAAGACGUCUGACACUGAACCCGAGAGCACCCCUUCAUGUCAGCAAUGGAACUCUGUAAAUGGUGAAAAUGGGAUUGUGUUGUUUGAAAGCCCUUCUGCUGAGAAGAAGGGGUCCGACUACGGCGACGUUUGUCGUGAAUGCCAGAACAUUCCCCGCGAGCGAAGUCACUCACCAUAUGACACUUGCGAACCGAAUCCCCAUACCGCUGAUAGUGCACUUGUCGAACCCGGAAACAGCGUUGCGUGUUUAGAAAGACGGCUUGCCGACGGUGACAGACUUGGUGUGUAUCCCGAGUACCAGGAGGUUACUUAUCUGCAGACGCGGUCUAUAUAUGCCAGCGUCAUUGGUGAGUCGGAAGAUGAUACUUCUUUUGGAAGGAGUUGUGCCACUGACGGAUGGUUUGACACGUCGGAACGCUUGCCUUCUCAGAGGAGACGGUCUCUGCAUGUUGACCUGCCAGUUACAGCACAAGAAAAUGACAUGUCUCGGCAGCCACGGUGCGGUGGUGAUGAUUUGCUUCCCGGGUCAACGAUCUUGGGUCCUCCAAAGACGGCAACAUCCGAACAGGUAGUUGAAGUUGAGCGCCAAAACUCUCCGCACGAGCCCAGGGAGUCUCCAGUUACUAUUCCCGAGACCUUACCACUACAGCUAAGAUUGAAUAGGGUUGCUGACCCUAGAAUUUUCGUAUCUGUCGAGUCGGAGGAGUCUGCUGCUGCGCGGACACAAUCGGCACAGGAGGGAAUCGAUGAUCCCGAAAACUUUCUUACCCAGCGGACGUGGCGCGCAUCCAGUUUGGUUGCUGAUUUGGAGCGCUUGCCUUCUUUGCGGGGGCGGUCUGCACUUGAAGAAACGUGUGUUGCGGAGGCGGCUAAUCCUUCCUCUGAGCUUGACCAGUCAGUAGAUAACCCGUCUGGUGCCUCUGAGGAAUUUCUUCGUAUGCGCAGAAAUAAAGCCAUCGAUGGCGUGGUUGUUCAAUCUCAGUACUCACUUCGUCUACAGACACUGCCUGACAGUAAUGAUACCUUUCCUUCCCAGCCCGCCGACGAAGAGCCUGUUUCACAGCGCCAGGACAUUCCAUCUUCGGAAAGUCGAUCUACUGAAGACAGCGCGCCCUUUGAGGCUAUCGAGCCCGAGAAGCUUCCUUCUUUUUCGAUGCAAUACAACGCCAUUGGAGGGCGUGUGUCUGAACGCUUUUCUUCACGUGAAAGGGUACCUGAUACCUACAAGAGCGUUUCCCAGCAAACGCAAUGCGCGCGUGAGGAACCCCUGCCUGCUUCCCAAACCGAGAAUCUGCCUUCUGAGCAGACACAUGCGGAAGGCAACGUUCUUGUCGUGUCAGAAAAAUUUCCUGUUCGGUUUGGUAGGUCAGCCGCAUUUUCGGAGCGUACAAGCACAGCACGCACGCUUAAGGCGCAUCGAAGGGCUGAUAGAGAGACCGUUCCCCUACGGUAUGUACAUUAUCCCCCCUUAGUUGAGUAUGAGCUGCCCGCUUCCUUGCGGAGACGUCCGGCAGCUGAUGCACUUGCGUCGGAAAGCAUUCCUUGCCAGUCUAGGGCGUCUGCUAACGAUGAGCCAAGUGCAGUGUCUCAUGGCGCUUCUUGUUUUCAAGUCCCGUCUGCAGAUGAGGACCCAAUCAACAUGUCCGAAUUAUUUCCCCUUUCGUGGAGCGGCUCUGGAGCCGACGAUGAUGAUGUGAUUAUUGAAUCUUGGGAUUCUGACAGUGGGAGAGGGGAGUCGGCAAGCGAUGUGUCUGAGACCUCUUCCUCAUCCGAACGCAGUUUGUCUGGACAUUACCAUGUCCCUGCCUUGUUCGGAGGCCAUACUUCUUGUCCAAUCCUCCCCUUCCACCGGUGUGGUUCCGUGGAGACGGCGGGUUCAUGUGGCCUCCCUCUUCGGGCCACGGCGCACAGCGAACGGGAGGCGGCUUCUACACCUGGCAAAGGGAUGAACGUCUGCGACCUUAGAAAGUGCGUGCGGGACGCGUUGUUCGAACUCGACACCGUGACUGCUCUUCACAUGCUGCGACUGUGCCGAGAAGAGAAGGCAAGACGGCGAGUAUUUCGCCUGUACAGAGUGGGCCACUACAGCCGUGCGAGUGGAGCCUACGGCGCGCAAAUACGCGGUAUAAUGCGCUCUGCCAUCGAACGUAAGCGCCUGCAGUGGAACAGGAUAGCGGCAUUGCUUCCUGCACUAGGGAGUUUAGGGUGUCAUUUCCCAGAGCCGCGAUGUUGCAGCGAACGGCUGUUAACUGACCUACAGGAUCUCAGAAGAAGCGUCAAGAUUUAGACGAAAUGGUACCACCAGUUUCGUCAUCGGUUGUGGAUUUUGUAGCUAGCACAACGUGUAACUCUAGUUGACAUAUUUGUGAAAUUUGCUUGCGUUUUUCUGCGCUUUGGCUAAUGCACCAAGAAAAUACUGCCCAAUAUUCCGUUUGUAGGUACUUUCUUGUCAUAGCAUUUCAAUUGUCACUGUGCUAUGUUUCGUGCUAUGCUUUGUUAUGCUGCGUAUGCAAGGAAUCGUAUAAUGUUGCGAAUAAGCUCUUUGUCUCUCAUAAGUGCUUCCUAACACUGUCACCUUGUUGUGAGCCUAAGAGGGAAAAAUGCAAAAAUAGUUAGAAUAGCCUGAUGCAUUGUGUGUGUGGAUGAGACUGCAUGUACCAGUCAUCCACAAGAAUCUAACUUCAAACGAGCUAUAAUGAAAGCUAUUUCAAUUGUCUGCCUUGCCACAUUUAGGCUCGUGUUCACACAUCUGAUGUCCGGACUCUCUUUUUGGGCGACUUCCUUGUGGACAUUAAAACGCCACCGAAAAAGCAAGUGAGACAUUGCUUAAGCGGCCCUUGUCUAGGGGCUCCACCCAUUGAGCGUUUUAUUUUUCAAUAAAGUUGUUGUUCUUCUU